Acanthoscelides obtectus is the source of this 2194-nucleotide messenger RNA. Lineage: Eukaryota; Metazoa; Arthropoda; Insecta; Coleoptera; Chrysomelidae. The record is from the annotation of a GenBank genome assembly.
AGAGUGAUCACAUCCGCACCAUCAUCAAAGCCCGUGGUAUCAGCUACCCAAACAUCACAGGAAAGACAUUCGCCGUAUUCAGAGUGGACAACCGCCAUCAUCUGAUGUCGAUAGUGUCUAUGAUUGACCCAUCACCCGACUGGGUGGUCGGCGUGUCCAAUUUGGAGCUGUGUUUGAGAAACUGCACAUGGACAGAGUCCAGAGUGCUCAAUUUGUACCCUUGGGAUGUUGGCACCGAUGAUGGAAUCACAUACAUGUCUCCAAACCAGCCCUCCAAUCCUAGACAACCGAUCCGCCGUCUACGCACCAAUUACCCCAGCGACCCGCGAUCUCCCUUUUUCGAUCCCACAGGAACGCCUAUGAAGCCGUUGGCCAGGCUCAUACUUUCUAGACAGCGGCUGUAUGAGAAAUCAUGCGACGCGUCUGGAUCAGACGACUCAGAUAACGCAGCUUCAAACUGCGAGACUACGGAAUGGUCAGAUUGGUCACCAUGCUCGGCGACAUGUGGGAAAGGAAUGAAGUACAAGCAAAGGCGAUACAAGAAUGAGGAAAGUAAAUACGUUUGCCACAGAAAACUCACGGAAAGAGCGAGCUGUGAAGCAGUGGAAAGGUAUUGUCCACCACCACCUGUAAGAGUAACUGAAGAUCCAAUGUGUGAACUGGGUCCUUGGUCAGAAUGGUCCAGUUGCAGCGUGACUUGUGGCAAAGGGGUACGGACUAGAGACAGAAAAUACAAGAAUAGACUUGCUGCUAAAACGUGUUCGGCUUUUAAAACCAAUCCACCCUUACUGCAGCAAAACCUAGAAUGCUGGGGAGAAGAAAUAUGUGACGAUUAUGAAGAAGAGUGAGUGGUCUCCUUGUUCUGCAACGUGUGGAAAGGGCUUUAAAGAAAGAUACAGAAUCGCUUUGGAUUCUACAGACAGAUCUUCGAUCCAUUGGCCUUUCUUUAGAAACUAUAGAGGGAGCGAUGAAGAAGAGGAAUUCGAUGAAGAGGAUCCAUGUAACAACUUGAAGGUCAGAGAAACAGUUGAGUGUUUCCAGAGGCCUUGUCCAGAACAGACAAAACAGAAAUCAGUUAGCCUGUACGUUACCCAAGGAUGUUGGAGAAUGUAAAAGCAGUGUAGACAGGUGGUAUUUUGACAUUCUGAAAGGCAAUUGCGAAAUAUUCACUUACAGUGGAUGCGAAGGAAACGACAACAAUUUCAACACCUUAGAACAGUGCCAGACACUAUGUGCAAAAUAUCAACGAGAAUUCAUGCUUAAUUCAACAAUGUGGAAGAAACAUCUAGGAGUAACUUUGUCUAGUGUAAUGCAGUACAACAUCCAAAAUGACGCUAUCAAUGCGAAUAGUGAUGAUAACAGAAAUAACAAGGUGGUAGAGGAAACGUUUCUGGACGACAUAAAUUUGGACUGUGAAGUAACCAAAUGGAGUAAUUGGAGCCCAUGCAACGUCACAAAUGGAAUUUGUGGUUGGGGACUGAAAGAGAAAAGGAGAACAAUACUCGUUCACACCAAAAACGACGGAUUUCCAUGCCCGAAGAAACUAGUGAAGCGAAAGAAGUGUCACGUCACUUGUCAAAAAAAGAAAAAGAAGAAGAUUAGGGUGCGAACCGGUUGUGGCAUGUCCGAAUGGUCCUCGUGGAGCAAGUGCAGCCCAGACUGUGAAAACCAAUACCAACACAGAGUUAGACAUGUUCUAGUUUAUCCAGAAGAGCCAGAUAGCACCUGCCAAAAUGAAGUGGAGCAUCGACCAUGUCCCUGUUAUUGAGCAAGAUACUCGUCCGAGUAUCAAUGGAAUAAUUUAGAUAUUUUUCCUUAAAUUAUCGUUGACGCAAGACCUCGUCUUUUUCUGUAACUCCAAAGAAAUGUUUGUCGACCAACUGCUAACAUAUUGAUUGUAGAUUUUCCUUCAAUAGUAAUUUUGAUAGUUCUUGAAAUGGAGGCAUAAGAGUGAAUAAUGGAAAUUUCACUGAGAUCAUAGACGUAUAUGGACUACUUGGUCCAUGGUUUUAGUAUCCUGCUCGAGACACUCAAAUUGAACUCUGUUACAAUCUUUUUAUGAUAUUUUUUAGUAUGUAGUUUUGUAUAUCUAGUAACAUAUCAGUGUUUAAUUUAACCUACUACAGGUAUGAAAUCAUUGUUAAUAUUUUGUAGAAAUAAGACAAUAAUAAAAUGUACAGAGUAAGGUAGAGAA